Messenger RNA from Capsella rubella, 872 nucleotides. RefSeq names its product putative TrmH family tRNA/rRNA methyltransferase. Lineage: Eukaryota; Viridiplantae; Streptophyta; Magnoliopsida; Brassicales; Brassicaceae. The transcript has 4 exons. The record is from RefSeq and is a predicted model, not a curated record. The coding region runs from base 88 to 756 and encodes 222 amino acids. Gene Ontology annotation, molecular function: RNA methyltransferase activity; RNA binding. Gene Ontology annotation, biological process: RNA processing.
UAUCUCUAAGGCUCUUUUGUUUGGUUUAACGACUUUGACAAAAACCCUCACCGGAGAAAAAGGGAAGUAAAAGAAGACGAGACGACGAUGGUGGGAUUUGAGAGCUACGUGAUUGUUCACAACAUAGCGAAGCGUCACAACAUCGGCACACUAGCUCGUAGCGCCACUGCCUUUGGUGUUACGGAGCUGAUCCUUGUCGGCCGUCGUGAUUUCAACGCCUUCGGGAGCCAUGGUUCAGCUUCUCACAUCCGAUUCCGCCAUUUUCACUCCCUUGCCGAUGCUCGUACCUACUUAAAGGAGGAGAAAGAUUGCGAUAUUUGUGGCGUUGAGAUUGCAGAUGGAGCUGCUGCAGUUAACGAGCAUCCUUUUAAAAGAAGCACUGCUUUUCUUCUCGGUAAUGAGGGAUCAGGAUUAUCUGCCAAGGAAUAUGAAAUAUGCGACUUCUUUGUGUAUAUUCCUCAGUAUGGCUGUGGCACUGCCUCCUUGAAUGUGACUGUUGCAGCUUCUAUUGUUUUGCAUCAUUUUGGAGUUUGGGCUGGAUUUUCUGAGCGUGUCCGGGACGGAAGCAAAUUUAUAGUGGCUGAUAGACCCGUGAGACAAGGAAGACGGAAUAUCUGUGCCGGAACAGAAGAAUCCAUCAUCGAAGAGCGGAAGUUGAGGAAAGAAAGUGCGGAAAAUGGGUUUUUCGAUGAUAAUGGAAAUGAGAAUGGAAAUUCAUCAUCCGACCUUUUGGACGGUUUGUUCCUUAACGAAUAAUUGACUUUGAAUAUGAAUGAAGCAAAGUUUUUGUUAUUUCGGGUUUUAAGUCCUGGACAAGAUCAGGCACACCCUUCAAUAUAUAUUAUCAAACAGAGUCAGCUCUCGUUAGUUCA